Messenger RNA from Penicillium vulpinum, 1965 nucleotides. Its product is annotated as alkaline phosphatase. Gene Ontology annotation, molecular function: alkaline phosphatase activity. The transcript has 3 exons. The record is from RefSeq and is a predicted model, not a curated record. The coding region runs from base 1 to 1965 and encodes 654 amino acids. Gene Ontology annotation, biological process: dephosphorylation. NCBI's taxonomy places the organism in Eukaryota, Fungi, Ascomycota, Eurotiomycetes, Eurotiales, Aspergillaceae.
AUGCGUGCCACUUCUAUCUCUGUGCUGGCAUGUUUUGCCUCGUUGGCGGCAGCCCAGACCUUCCAGCGUCUGGGUGGUUGCCCCGACUUGGGAUGUAUCUUCCCUCCGGACCAGGUUGACUUCCUUGCGGGUCAGUACUUCGAUAUCCGUCUCGAAGUACACUCCCCCGUCAAUGGUUCCGAAGCUCGUGUUGGCAAGCCCGACGAAAACUUCAAGCUCACUAUCGCCAAGAAGGGCAAGAAGAGCAAGGCUGUCUCUGUAACUGAAUUCUUCAAGAUCAAGAAGGAGCCUGAGCUUGAGAAGUGGGACUUCACAUGGUUUGAAGAUCGCUUCGCCCAGGACGCAAAUACGCCUUCUCUAGUCAAUGUGACCUCCAAGAUCUACCGUAGAAUUGCCCUCUACGAGCCCGGCGAGUACGAGGCUACUCUGACCUACUAUGGCAAGCAAAAGACCGUCGCCAACUGGUUUGUUCGUAAUAUCCCUACCAAGCGUCGCGCCAAGAACGUCAUUAUGUUCGUCGGAGAUGGUAUGACAACCAACAUGAUCACUGCUGCACGUCUCAUUGCCCACAAGAGCAUCAACGGCAAAUACAUGACCAAGAUGGCCUUGGACAAGUUCCCCGUGCUGGGUCACCAGAUGACACACUCUAUGGACUCGUUCAUUACUGAUUCGGCCAACUCCGCCACCGCCCUGUAUACUGGUCACAAGACUACUGUCAAUGCUUUGGGUGUCUAUGUUGACUCCUCCAGCGAUUCCCUUGAUGACCCUAAGUUCGAGACUGUUACAGAAAUCUUCCGCCGUCAACGCCCCAAGGGCGGUGUCGGCAUUGUGUCAACUGCCUUUUUGGCUGAUGCUACCCCUGCCGGUUUGUCUGCUCACACUGCUAACCGUGGCGACUAUGACCAUGUCAUCGGCUCUUACUACGACGGUGGUCUCAAGGACUGGACCGAGUGGGAUGGCCCAGAUGUGCUCCUUGGCGCUGGUGCGGAGGACUUCCUCGCAAGCGAGAAGCACCGUGAUUACUUCAAGCUCUUCGCCAAGAAGGGCUACAACGUUGCCUUGAACAACACCGCACUCAGCAAGGCCUCGAAAACGGACAAGCUGCUCGGCGUUUUCUCGAAGUCCAACCUCCCUACUUGGCUCGAUCGCAACGUCUACCAGUCCAACCUUUACAACCAGAGCAACUACCCCGAUGGAUCCGGCCGCGAUGCAGAUGAUCUCCCCGGACUCAAGGACAUGACCCUCAAGGCCAUUGAUGUGCUCGAUAAGCGUCACCGCAAGGACGGCUGGAUCCUUAUGUCCGAGGCCGCCAGCAUCGACAAGCAGAUGCACACUCUGGACUACGACCGCUCCCUCGGUGAGCUUCUCGAGCUCGACGAUACCGUUCGUGCCACUAUUGAGAAGCUCAAGAAGCUCGGCCAGCUCGAAGAUACCCUCAUUAUUGUCACCGCCGAUCACGGCCACGGCUUCGAUGUGACUGGCUCCGUCGACACUGAGUACUUGGAGGCACAGGAAGACGACCGCAGCAAGCGCAAUGCUAUCGGUUAUUACGAUAACUCCGGUCUCUCGCAAUACACCGUCGCCGGAUCCAACGCCUUGCGGUACUCCGAGGGCGUCCACUUCCCUGCCCGCUGGGACCCCAGAUACUCCCUGCACGCUGGUGUUGUUGCCCACCCUGACCACCGCGAGAACUACAAGGUUCACAGCGAGGGUCCCCGUGUCCCUGCUGUGUCCGACAAGGAGCAUGGUGUCGUUGCUAACUACAAGGAUGCCGUUACUGGCUUCUUGGUCAACGGUACCUUGCCCGUUGAUGCCUCACAGGGUGUCCACUCGUUGACUGACGUGCCCGUCUUUGCCCGCGGCCCAUGCCAGGAGCUGUUCGGAGGUGUCUACAACUCGAUUGACAUCUUCUUUGGCGUGGCGGAAUGCCUGGGAUUGUCCCAGACCAAGGCCAGCAAGAACUAG